AAAAACUACAAGUCCCAGAUUUCACAAUGCGGAAGUAGCGAAACAAAACACCGCUAGGCUGCCGCACACCACAGCAGAGAAGAUGUCUCAUGUGGUAAAAAAGAGAAAACUGGACAAAAGCCGCCAGGACAGACUUUAUUUUGACAGCUACUCCGAUGUGACUAUCCACGAGGAAAUGAUAGCGGACCACGUCCGAACCAGCACGUACCGGACUGCGAUACUGCGGAACAGUGAGUCUAUUCGGGGUAAAGUUGUGCUGGACGUCGGUGCAGGAACCGGCGUUUUGAGCAUCUUCUGUGCUCAGGCUGGAGCUAAGAAGGUUUACGCGGUGGAAGCCUGCUCCAUAGCGGAGCAGGCGAUAAAAAUAGUCAAACACAACAACCUGGAGGACAAGGUGGAAGUCAUUCGAGGCACGGUGGAGACGGUGGACCUACCGGAGAAGGUGGAGGUGAUAGUGAGCGAGUGGAUGGGUUAUGCCCUCCUGCACGAGUCCAUGCUCAACUCGGUGCUGUACGCGCGGGACAAGUGGCUGAAGGCGGGCGGCAUCAUCCUGCCGAGCAAAGCCGAGCUCUACAUCUCCCCCAUCAGCGACCCGCUGCUGGAGGACCGCUUGCACUUCUGGUACACCGUUAAAGACCAGUACGGCGUCGACAUGUCCUGCAUGUCCGACUUCGCCCGCAGGUGCAUAAUGAACUCGGACAUCACCGUGAACUCCGUGACCGUGGAGGACGUGCUCUCCCACCCGGCCCGCUUCGCCGAGCUCGACCUGCACUCGGUCACCGUGGAGGAGCUGCGCUCGGUGAAGGGCCACUUCAGGUGCGAGUCGUUCGGUUCGGCGGCAGUGAACGCUUUCUGCGUGUACUUCACGGUCACCUUCCCGUGUCCGGAUAAGCCGCUGGUGCUCUCCACGUCCCCGUUCAAACCGGAGACUCACUGGAAGCAGGCGGUGCUCUACCUCGACGCACCGGUGGAAGUGGUGCAGGACACGCCGGUUACCGGAGAGGUCAGCAUGUACCCCUCGGAGGAGAGCGCCAGACAUAUAUGUAUCCACGUGGACUACACCAUAGGAGAGCAGAAAAGACAGUCCAAGACAUUUUCCAUCCCUGACUGGAGCUCCGAGGCUCAGCCAUAGUGUGCAUCAACACCCUUGUAUUAUUAGAUGUCUUUAAGAUCACAGAUGUGUGGUCAAUUAGCUUUUACUGUGCCCUGAAAGCUACGCUUUAGGCCUCACUGUCGAGUUCAGCUGCAGCUGAUCUAUACAUACACACAUUAAAGAGUGUUGAAACAUU
Messenger RNA from Mugil cephalus (flathead mullet), 1289 nucleotides. It is a transcript of the gene prmt6, whose product is annotated as protein arginine methyltransferase 6. Gene Ontology annotation, biological process: peptidyl-arginine methylation. The transcript has a single exon. Gene Ontology annotation, molecular function: protein-arginine N-methyltransferase activity. Bases 83 to 1132 code for a protein of 349 amino acids. The record is from RefSeq and is a predicted model, not a curated record. Lineage: Eukaryota; Metazoa; Chordata; Actinopteri; Mugiliformes; Mugilidae.